CGAAGCAGUUCCGGUUCGGACUCCAGCGGCUGCGGGAGAGGCAGAGACGAGCCGAAGCGAUGCCUGCGCGCUGCCGCCACCGCCCCCGCCUCCACUCCAGCUCACCGCCCCGGGCUCCGCCUCCGCCGCUCGAGGCGCUUCACUCCCGCGAGGCCCGGAGGGCCCGGGACUCCGACGGCGAUUCGGACGCCGACUCGGAGGUGGGUCAGGGGAGCCCGACUCGCACCGCGGAGACAGUGGAGGAGGAAAUGGCUGUUCCUAAUCACCUUUGCAUUCGUCGCUGGACAACCAAGCAUGUAGCUGUUUGGCUGAAGGAUGAAGGCUUUUUUGAAUAUGUGGACAUUUUAUGUAAUAAGCAUCGACUUGAUGGAAUCACAUUAUUAACAUUGACUGAAUACGAUCUCCGGUCUCCUCCUCUGGAGAUCAAAAUCUUAGGGGACAUUAAAAGGUUAAUGCUUUCAGUCCGAAAAUUGCAGAAAAUACAUAUUGAUGUUUUAGAAGAAAUGGGAUACAACAGUGACAGUCCCAUGGGUUCCAUGACACCUUUCAUUAGUGCUCUUCAGAGCGCAGAGUGGCUCUGUAAUGGGGAGCCUUCACAUGACUGUGAUGGACCCAUCACUGAUUUGAAUUCUGAUCAGUACCAAUACAUGAAUGGUAAAAACAAACAUUCUAUUCGAAGAUUGGACCCAGAGUACUGGAAGACCAUAUUGAGUUGUAUAUAUGUUUUUAUAGUAUUUGGGUUUACAUCUUUCAUUAUGGUUAUAGUCCACGAGCGAGUGCCUGAUAUGCAGACCUACCCACCACUCCCAGAUAUCUUCUUAGACAGUGUUCCUAGAAUCCCAUGGGCCUUUGCCAUGACAGAAGUAUGUGGCAUGAUUUUGUGCUAUAUUUGGCUCCUGGUUCUUCUUCUUCACAAACACAGGUCAAUACUUCUCCGAAGGCUCUGUAGUCUGAUGGGCACGGUAUUCUUGCUUCGCUGCUUUACCAUGUUUGUGACCUCCCUCUCCGUGCCAGGACAGCACCUGCAGUGUACUGGAAAGAUAUAUGGCAGUGUAUGGGAGAAACUACACCGGGCCUUUGCCAUUUGGAGUGGCUUUGGUAUGACCCUAACUGGUGUUCACACCUGUGGAGAUUACAUGUUCAGUGGCCACACAGUCGUCCUAACUAUGCUGAAUUUCUUUGUCACUGAAUAUACACCAAGAAGCUGGAAUUUCUUACAUACUUUAUCCUGGGUUCUCAACCUCUUUGGAAUCUUCUUCAUUUUGGCUGCUCAUGAACAUUAUUCCAUUGAUGUGUUUAUUGCCUUUUAUAUCACGACAAGACUCUUUUUGUACUAUCAUACUCUAGCCAAUACCAGAGCAUAUCAGCAGAGUAGGAGAGCAAGAAUUUGGUUUCCUAUGUUUUCUUUUUUUGAAUGCAAUGUGAAUGGUACAGUACCUAAUGAAUAUUGUUGGCCAUUUUCAAAACCAGCAAUAAUGAAAAGAUUGAUUGGCUAAAGUCUAUCUUUGUAAUGGGUUCAUGGUUAAAUAUGCAGUAGUUGUUGAAAGUGAAUAACGUUUGCUUUCUCCCCCUAAGCUGUUCCCAGAUGCCUUGCAUUUUGGCUUAUAUGUUGACAAAGUGAAGUCCCAUGUUCUGAGCAAGGCUAUGAUUGUAGAAAUCAAGAAAGAGCAAUCAAGAGUCCUUACAUAUCCGUGUGAGUAGGAAGCUUAAGUAGAUGUUUCUGACCCUUCUCUUUCGGCAGACUUAAUGUUGUAAUUGAAGUCAGGCUGUUACCCUCACCUGUUGAGAACUUGCUUAUUGAAUUUAAGUAAUUUGGUGAUUGAAUGUGUUUUUUUAAAUUUUCUAACUUCAUUAGGACUCUAGUCAAGAAAUAAUUUUUUUUAGGUCCUUAUUAUCUUCAAAGGAAAAACCCCUACCAAAUGAGCAGUACUUGUUCUUUGAACUAAUCUCUGUCUUUUUAAAAAAUGCAACUCUAGAAAGUGAUCUGUGUCACUAACAAAUAAUUUCUGCCUUCUGAACCAUCUUUAAGAAAAGCAUACUGAACAUACCGGGAUGCCUGAAACAAGACGAGAAUGGAAGGGGCCAUACAUGAGGUGACAAAAGUACAAAUAGAGUACUGGCAUUUUUCACCAAAGAUGCAACAAAAGAUGCAGUUCCUCUUUUUUUCUGAGGGUUCAGUAUGACUGUCAUUAAGUGUUUAUGAGGGAAAAAUGGCUGCAUCCAUAAAAAUAAAAUCGGCUUAAUUUUAGUGAGAUAGGUACCUGGAACAACUUUGUGCUAUAGUUGUUAUUUAGACAUAUGAGAGCCCAAUUUUAUGCCUUUAAAUGAUGUUACUUAAUGAGCAAAAUAGUGGAGUGUGUUACCAAAUGUUAGAUAAAGUUCUUAUGUCCAUAAGUAGGGAGGUAUGCAUGCAAAGAAUAUUUUUUCUGUUUUUGAGAAGAAAUUUAUAAUGGUUGCAGGCAUAAUACAACUUUUUGGUUUUUGAAGUUUGUCAUUCUUGGCCAUCAGAAGUAAACAGUCUCAGAUAUAUUCGGAUGUGGAAAAAAGGUUUUGUUGUUUUUCUUUUUUAAGUACAAUUGUGUACAUACAUUCUUUCUACUUAGUCUUAAUUUGGCCGUCAGGAAGUGAUAUAGUUAGUUGCCGUUUACAACACUAGAAAUUUAGUACCUUAAGUAAUUUGACCUUUGCGGUAACAUUUGUCACUUUACUUUUAAUGAUUCUGGUUAGUAGUUAUGACAGUAGAAUGGUUAUGGAAUUGGCUUUUGAGCCCCAACUGAUUGAGCUUAGCUACUUGGAAUAUUAAUUGCGUAAUUUUUACAUUCCAUUUUAAAGCAAGGAGUUAGAAAAAGUGCUGGCAUAUUGAGGUCUAAAAUUAAGCCACUUAGCAGAGACCCACUCCUACUAAUGUGGGUGAAAUAUUUUAUUUUUGCACUUUAAGUCAUAUUCCCACCCCUGUAUAAGCUACAGAGGAGCCUGAAUGGAUUGGGCAGGAGAAGAAUAUUAUGCAAACAAAUUCCAGCCAGUGCUGAAUGACCUCAAUUUGAGUCUGCUCUGAAUAUUUUUUUUUUUUUUACCUGAGAAAUGGCACAAGGCAAUUCAAGUUUUAUUAUGCUUGUAAAUCUCAAACUUCAGAAUCUUAUAAUAUCUUAAAUUAUUGAUUCUAAUACAUGCCUGGGACAAAAAUGUCAAGAUUUCAUCUAAGGAAACUGCAUGAUCAUGAAGGGUGAGGGAUGUUUCCUAUACUACUUAAAGUACUUUGACCCUUGAGGUCAAAGCCGUGUAACUGCCAUUCUUUCCAAGUGACAGAGCAAGACCAUAUUUAGCUAGGGAGGUUUGAGUAUUGGCUUUUGGAAAAAUGUUCGAAAAAAAUCUGUGGCAACAUUAAGUCAGGAAUGUUAGAUAGCUGCUUAAUGGUAAACUUCCUAACAUCAGUCUUCUUUCCUUCAUAUGGAUUCUAUUCUAGAACAAAAUAGAAAAAAAAUUGCAAGUAACUUUUCAGAGCUGUUGACAUCGAGAGUGCCUAACAGCAGACUGCAAUGAGGAUUGUAAAAUAAGUUUUCAGCCUCGCAUUUAUCAUAUCUGAUUUGAGGAAAAGGUAAGCUAGAUUUAUAAUUUAUUGUUAUAACUAAUACAAGGCAGUGUUUACAUAAAUUCAUCAUCUCCAAGUCUCUUGGAAAGUGUUGAUACAAAAUUCUUUUCCAUUUCUUUUUUUGAUAUGAAACCUGUAUUUUAGUUGUUUUUUUUUGUUUUGUUUUGUUUUGUCCAGAAAUUUCCAGAUUUUGUCUUUAUAUUUUUUUUUCUUGUUAAAAUGUAAACCAUUGGAAGGGUGGUAUUUAUAUUCACAUUUUGGGGGUGAAUGGGCCUAGGUGGAGAAGCUACAUACGUAUUUUUUUAUCCUUUCUACAGUUGAAGACUUAGGAGAGGCUUAUAUUCUUAAAUACUGAGACCUUAGUAUAGAAGGAACCAAGAAGGUUUUUGGUUUGGGGAUACAAACUGGAAGUUACAUUGAAAGUCCUUGAUGACUUUCUCUAUAAUUCUGGUGGCAGUGUAGCCUUUUUUUUUUCUUUGCUUUUUCUUUCCUUUUUUUUUUUUUUUUUAAUGUCUAUGCAGGGCAUUGUUACUGAAGGGUAUUGAAGUUCAUAGGGAGUAAGGAGGUUUUGAAGACAGCAAGUAAGCUAUUAUCACUGAAUAAUUUGGGAGAAACUUUUUGGCUAUGCUGCAGAAUUUUCAAAUGGCUAUCCUCUCCAUCGUUCUCAGUGGCCAGAAUUGCUAGAGUAAAAAUACAACUUCCACAUGCUGGGUCUGUUUUUCAGUUGUUACUGUUUUUUUUAAUCAGAAAGCAGUGAGAGUAGCCUUAGAACCAGUCAGCUAAAGAAAUGUGGGCUGUUCACGAGAAAGAAUCCAUUGACUGAAGACCUACUGGUUUUAUAACUCUGACACCGCAAGUGGUGUUCUUUCUUGCCCUGUACUUGCUGAAGUAUUGUUAUUUAGAAUUCCAAAAAUCUUAUAAUUUACAAACAGAGAACAGAGAAGCCAAACCCUUUUAUAGUUCCUAUGAAACAGUCUGUUUUAGAGACAUCUGUUUGGAAAGUGUUAUUUAUAUAUUCAAAGUCAUAUUCGUAACACUAACUUGCUUGGAGUGUAUUCCGCAAAAGGCAUUUUCAUCAUGAGUUUUAUAGUAAACAUUUUUUAAACAUUCUUGGUCCAAAAUGCUUGAGAACGUUAACCAUAUUCUUGUUUUAAACUCUGUGAUCUAAUAAAUUUAAUUCUUUGAUAGUCUUUUUGUAGACUUAAGUUAUCCCUUACUAAGAGUAACUAGCAGUAAUAGUCAUGUGUCAGUUCUUUAAGGUAUUCAGGCAUUUGAGACAAGAAAGUUCUCUUUUAGAAUAGUCCAAUAGCUUUCUUAAACAGUGUUGGUUUCUUUUAGAUAGUUUCAAAGCCAACAAAGCAUGUCAGUUUCAAUACCGUCUUCACUUGGCAGUUAAGAUGGUUUGCAUUUGUAGAAAGUGCAGCCUGAAUUAGCCCUACACCUCUGUAGAGACUUGUUAGUAACAUCAGAAGUCGGGCGGCUUCAGGUGAUCAGUGAGAAAGGAAAGAGGUUGAGGGUUUUUCCCUCUUUGUGUUUGAGUGACUCUGAAUGACUGAAAUUACUGUGAAAGUAGGUUUUGGUCUCCCCUCUCACCUACUGCUCACACCCAGUGAAUGCCACCAAUUUCAGGUAACUAAAAUGUGGCCUAUUACUUUACAUCAAGUUCAAUAAAAGUAUCUAUGAAAUCUGUAAACCAUAAUUCAGCGACCAGUAAGGUUGGUUUUAGAAUAUGUUCUACUCUAAAUUAGCCAAGAGACUUUUUAUUCAGUGUAUUCCAUAUUUAAGCAUAAGGAAGAUUUGUGCCUGAUAGGAAGGGAGAGGGAAUACUAUGAUAAUCUCAUUAUUUCAGGUCUGUUUCAAUAUGAACUACUGAGUUGUCUGAAUGGUAGCCAGGCCAUGUUAUUAAUGUCAUCUUAAAAAUGCUUAAUUUUAAUAAUUUUUUAUUCAGAGAAUCUAUGGAUUAUUAGGACAAUUGAAGUAUUUCUGAUAUGGAACAAAGGAAGUGGAAACUGGUACUUAGUCGGGGAAGCAAAAUUAGCUUGGACUAAAGUGGGCAUGUUUUGUUUUAAGAACUCUACCUAAAUGUAACUCUGUCCACAGAGAAACUAGUAUUACUUGAAGAUGUGAAUGUUCCUGUGGUAGCCAUACCUUGAAGCACAGUGUUGUAUAUAAGUAAAUAUCUUGAUUCUAAAUUAAAUCCAGAUUUAACUAAUAAAUUAUUUUAUAUCUUUGUUGUAUUAAAAUGUUUAAAAACACUAAAAAUAAAACAUUUGAAAGUUGAA
Lontra canadensis (Northern American river otter) is the source of this 5871-nucleotide messenger RNA. It is a transcript of the gene SAMD8, whose product is annotated as sterile alpha motif domain containing 8. The transcript has 6 exons. Gene Ontology annotation, molecular function: sphingomyelin synthase activity; ceramide cholinephosphotransferase activity; protein binding. Gene Ontology annotation, cellular component: Golgi membrane; endoplasmic reticulum membrane. Gene Ontology annotation, biological process: ceramide biosynthetic process. Lineage: Eukaryota; Metazoa; Chordata; Mammalia; Carnivora; Mustelidae. The record is from RefSeq and is a predicted model, not a curated record. Bases 60 to 1496 code for a protein of 478 amino acids.